AUGGCAGGAAACACUGAUAGCCGGUCGUCGUCAUCGUCUCCCUCGGAAUCAUCUCCGUCAAAUGUACCUUUAUUGUCGGAUGUGGAGAUAAACUUUGAAGAUGGCGAGAAACAUACCUUGUCAUCGUCGAAACCUGGGAUAUCAAAACGAUCUAAUGGUUUUCAUGGAACUCCAUUACAAACAGAUGCUCUCAUGGAAGAGAUACUGUCUCCACACUCUGAUGGCUUCAAUUCACCGACUUCACCAAAGCAGUGGCCAGCUUCGGCGAAGGAGCCUUUACUAGCAGGAGAGGAAGGUGUUCAGAAGGACAAUGGGGAAGCUGAGUUUAUUGCUCCUGAGUCAAAGACUAAGACACCAUAUAUCAGCGCAGAGUAUAAGCUUGCAUUGUCUCAUUUCAGGCGAAUAUUCUCUUACACUAGCCGCAAUGAUAAAUUACUUUUACUUGCAGCAGGAGGUGCCUCAGUAUUUACUGGUAUUACACUUCCACUCAUGAAUGUUGUGUUCGGUGAACUUGUUGGCGAUUUCAGCGGAUUUUAUAAUCCGGAUUCUGAUGAAACGAAGGAGGUUUUUACCCAAGCUAUCAAUCAAAAUGUAAUCUAUAUGCUCUAUCUGUUUCUGGGCAGGCUGCUUCUCGACUAUGUAGCUGUCCUUGGGUUUCGAAUGGUCAGCAUUCGAAUAUCCGCAUCGAUGCGAAUUGCGUAUCUUAAUGCUCUCUUUCGACAACCUAUCUCCGUGCUUGAUACCCUACCAUCAGGACAAACAGCGUCCAUCAUAACAAUUACUGCUAAUAUUCUACAACUCGGCAUCUCCGAAAAACUAUCCAUGUUUCUCCAGAGCAUUUCACUAAUAUUCUCGGCUUUGAUAGUCGCCUUCUACUAUAAUUGGCUGCUCACACUCGUGACCAGCACUGGCUUAAUAUUUAUCGUUGCGUUCUAUUCCUUCACCAUCCCGCGAUUGGUGAAGAGGCUGAAGCAGGUUGAAGAGGCUGAUCAAGUAUCAUCUUCUAUUGCAAGUGAAGUUUUCAGUUCGAUUAGGAUGGUCGUCGCUUGUGAAGCGGAAGGGAAAAUGGCAAAGAGAUAUGCUGCGUGGGUGAAUGAAUCUCGGCGGAGAGGCUUGCUCAUGUCUCCUUUGGUAGCUAUACAGCAAGCACCUGUAUUUUCUGCGAUUCAUGCUGUUUUAUCGUCUAUAAUGACUAUUGUAAUGUCUAUUGGGGGUAUCGCGGCCCCCAUUACUGCCGCCGCACAAGCUGCCGGGGCUGCCGGUAUCCUCUUCAGCAUCAUCGAUGCACCCCAGCCAAAGACUGAAGGUAUUAAAGCUCCAGACGUUUCUUCAAGAGAGGAUAUCGUUCUUGAGAAUGUCAAUUUUGCGUAUCCUCUAAGACAUGAUGUCAAAGUACUUGAUAAUCUGAAUAUUCGGUUCCCGGCUGGAAAACUUACCGCUAUUGUUGGAGCUUCUGGCUCGGGAAAAAGUACCAUUGUUGGCUUGAUUGAAAGAUGGUAUGAGCUUGAUGGAAACCUCACGGAUAAUGCCCUUACACUUUUCUUCCGAAAUGGUACGAUCACCGUCGGUGGUCAAAAGUUACACGAAAUUGACUUGAAAUGGUGGAGGUCGCAGAUAGGCCUUGUUCAGCAAGAACCAUUUCUGUUCAAUACCACUAUCUAUAGGAACGUGGAAUAUGGUUUAAUAGGUACAAAAUGGGAGCAUGAAAGUUAUGAGAAGAAAAGGAGGUUGGUGAGACGGGCUUGUAAGGAGGCUUUUGCAGACGAAUUCAUUAAGCGACUUCCUGAGGGCUACAAUACAAUGGUAGGAGACGCUGGGAUAAAACUCAGUGGUGGCCAACGGCAAAGAUUGGCAAUUGCACGGAGUAUCGUCAAGCAGCCCACGAUACUGAUCCUUGAUGAAGCAACGAGUGCUAUCGAUGUCAGGAGUGAGAGAAUUGUCCAAGCUGCAUUGGAUAAAGUCUCCAAGAAUCGAACUACCAUCACAAUAGCCCAUCGUUUAUCUACUGUCAUCAAAGCAGACAAUAUCGUGGUCAUGAAAAAAGGACAGGUGGUACAACAGGGGACUCAUGAACAGUUGUUGAUGGAUACGGAAGGUCCAUAUUGGGCACUUGCGAACGCUCAACAGUUAGGUAAUGGUGAGAUUGCUAGCAAAGAAGUUAGUGUACCAAGCGAUCCCGAGAAAAGACAAGAUCUAGACUCGCCAACAUUCGAGAAGAUCAGUCUUGAUCUUCAGGAGGACCAACCAUCAAGUUUGGAAUCGCUUCCACCAAAGGAAAAAAGGAGAACCCCUUUGGGAAGCUUUAUGCUUUUUCUUUGGGAACAAAAGCCGCGGUGGAUAUGGUAUACGAUAAUGUUUCUCAGUUCCUUAAGUGCUGGGGUUUCGUUUCCAUUACAUGCAUUCUUAUUCGCGAAACUCAUUUCGCUAUUUAAUCUGUGGGGACAACUUCUUCAAGUCCAGACUAGUUAUUGGUGCUUCAUGUUCACUUUGUUGGCCAUUGGCGUUGGAAUCAGCUAUUAUGCUCUUGGAUGGUCUUCCAACACUGUCUCCUUUAACAUCACAGCUACAUAUCGUCAAGAAUACUUUCAGAACGUGCUCUCGAAGCCAGUAUCUUACUAUGACGAGGAAGAGAAUUCCGUGGGUAGUUUAACAGCUAGAAUGGCGAGCGAUCCCACUCAACUCCAGCAAUUGCUGGGAAUCAAUAUGGCGAUGGUGUUGAUUUCCAUGUUCAAUAUCUUCGGAUCUGUGGCGAUGUCAUUUUACUUCGGUUGGAAACUCACGCUAUUGACUGUCGUGACAACAAUGCCCAUUAUUCUCGCUGCAGGCUUUUUCCGACUUCGAUACGAAACCCAAUUCGAAAAAAUGAAUAACGAUGUGUUUGCUGAAAGCUCCAAGUUCGCCACCGAAUCCAUUGGUGCUUUCCGUACUGUCUCGUCCCUUACUCUCGAGUCAGAGAUCUGCGGACGAUACGAAAAGCUCCUGCGGAAUUAUACUGAGAAAGCUUUCCGAAAAGCCAGGUUCUCAACCUUCGUUUUUGCGAUGAGCGAUAGUAUUGCAAUUCUAUGCAUGGCAUUUGUCUUGUGGUAUGGUGGUCAACUUCUAGCUACCCAUGAAUACACACCGUUCAACUACCUAGUUGUGUAUUUGGCCGUUGUACAAGGCAGUACCACGGCAGGGCAAUCCCUAAGCUUCGGCCCAAAUAUUGCCCAAGCCUUCGCCGCAGCAAACCGUAUUCGCGGUAUGAGACCCGAAGGUGAAAAGGAGCAUGAAUCGGUGCUGUACGAUUUUGCGGAUGCGGACGAUGGCGAAAAGAGUUCGCGUGGAGUUAAGAUUGAGCUUAGGAACGUCUCGUUCAAAUACCCUACUCGUGAUGUUCCGGUGCUCCAUGGAUUAGACAUGACUAUCGAGAAGGGUCAGUUUGCUGCCAUUGUUGGGCCCUCGGGAUGCGGUAAAACGAGUAUCAUAUCAUUACUCGAGCGAUUUUACCAAAUCCAGAGCGGUCAGAUCUUCUACCAAGAAACGAACAUUGAAGAUAUUUCUCUAAACGAAUACCGCAAAUCGAUCUCCCUGGUAGCCCAAGAACCCUCCUUAUUCGAAGGAUCCAUCCACGAAAACAUCUUCCUCGGAAUCUCAGACGAAGAAGAAAUCUCAGACACCACACUCCAUCAAACAUGUCGCGAUGCCGAAAUUCACGAUUUCAUCUCCUCGCUCCCGGAAGGCUACAAUACCGCCGUUGGAAACCACGGAGUAGCAUUAUCCGGGGGUCAGAAACAACGCAUUGCUAUAGCGCGAGCUUUAAUUCGCAAUCCUCGUUUACUAUUACUAGAUGAAGCGACGUCAAAUUUGGAUUCGGAGACGGAGAGGAGUGUACAGGCUGUUUUUGAAAGGACGGGGAGGGGGAGAACGAUGGUUGUGGUGGCGCAUAGGUUGGCGACGGUGCAGAAUGCGGAUGUUAUUUUUGUGUUGGGGGAGGGGGGUAAUGUGGUGGAGAAGGGGGAUCAUGGGAAGUUGUUGCGGAUGAGGGGUUUGUAUUGGCAGAUGUGUCAAGCGCAAGCUUUGGAUCGGUGA
Molecule: messenger RNA, 4068 nt
Organism: Sclerotinia borealis F-4128
Lineage: Eukaryota; Fungi; Ascomycota; Leotiomycetes; Helotiales; Sclerotiniaceae
Source: the annotation of a GenBank genome assembly